This is a messenger RNA of Microthlaspi erraticum, 1092 nucleotides long. Lineage: Eukaryota; Viridiplantae; Streptophyta; Magnoliopsida; Brassicales; Brassicaceae. The record is from the annotation of a GenBank genome assembly.
AUGGAGGACACUGAAAACAUAGAAGAAGAUGAAUAUGGGUUCUCAAGAAACUACUUCCUGGCGAAAGAACUGGGCGGGUCAAGCAAGCGGUCAGCACACAAGCUCUCCGAUAUUAAUCUUGUUGAUGAGCAGGAGCUUAGAGAAACAGCAUCUAAUAUUGAAACGAAGCACACAAAAGAGAUUUCUGAGCUUCUGGACGGUUACAAGACUAUGUACCCAAAGUGGGUCUUUGAGCUCAGGUGUGGCUUUGGCCUUCUAAUGUAUGGAUUUGGAUCAAAGAAAGCUUUAAUAGAAGAUUUUGCUUCUGCUUCUUUAACUGAGUACUCCGUGGUGGUUAUCAAUGGCUACCUCCCUUCCAUAAAUCUAAAACAGGUUCUUUUAGCAAUAGCCGAACUUCUGUCUGAGCUGUUGAAAUGUAGAAGAAAGAGUUCUGGGAGCGUAUCUAAAAGCCAAGAAACAUUUCCUUCGCGCUCCAUCGAUGAUAUUCUUGCCUUCCUACAUGGUUCACAGUCUAAUGACAGAGACUGCUUCAUAUGCGUUCUUGUUCAUAACAUUGACGGCCCUGCUCUAAGGGAUCCUGAGUCACAGCAAACUCUUGCCCAGCUUGCUUCUUGUUCUCACAUACGCAUCAUUGCCUCUAUUGACCAUGUCAAUGCUCCACUAUUGUGGGACAAGAAAAUGGUGCACAAACAGUUUAACUGGCUAUGGCACCACGUUCCAACGUUUGCACCAUAUAAAGUCGAAGGCGUAUUCAUCCCAUUGGUUCUCGCACAGGGAAGCACAGCCCAAACCGCCAAAACAGCAGCCAUUGUCUUGCAGAGUUUGACACCAAACGCUCAGAACGUGUUCAAGAUUCUCGCUGAUUACCAACUCUCUCACCCAGACGAAGACGGCAUGCCCGUUGAUGAUCUGUACUCAGCCUCUCGUGAACGCUUCUUCGUGAGCAGUCAAGUGACUCUAAACUCUCAUCUCACGGAGUUUAAAGACCACGAGCUCGUCAAGACCAAGAGAAACUCCGAUGGACAAGAGUGUUUGAACAUUCCUCUCUCCUCUGAUGCACUUCGUCAGCUCCUGCUUGAUCUCAAUCAAUAG